Messenger RNA from Prorocentrum cordatum, 171 nucleotides. The record is from the annotation of a GenBank genome assembly. NCBI's taxonomy places the organism in Eukaryota, Dinophyceae, Prorocentrales, Prorocentraceae.
GGGCACUCGAAGCUGCCCGCGAGGGAGGUGCCGCCGGGUGGUGGGCCAGGCCUCGAGGGCGUGGGCUCGAGGCGCGGGCCCGGGGGGGGGCACUUCCGCACGUACUCCGACGAGGAGCUCGCGGCGCGCUUCCGACAAGACGCUGGGAGCAGCUCGGGCUUGAUGACCGAG